Coffea eugenioides is the source of this 321-nucleotide messenger RNA. RefSeq names its product cytochrome P450 71D7-like. The coding region runs from base 1 to 321 and encodes 106 amino acids. Gene Ontology annotation, molecular function: monooxygenase activity; iron ion binding; oxidoreductase activity, acting on paired donors, with incorporation or reduction of molecular oxygen. NCBI's taxonomy places the organism in Eukaryota, Viridiplantae, Streptophyta, Magnoliopsida, Gentianales, Rubiaceae. The record is from RefSeq and is a predicted model, not a curated record. The transcript has a single exon.
AUGGGGAGAAAUCCUAUUUAUUGGGAUGAUUCAGAAAGCUUCAAACUAGAGAGAUUCGAGCAAAAAUCAGUCGAGUACACUGGCUAUCAGUUUGAAUAUAUUCCAUUUGGGACGGGCAAGAGGAUGUGCCCAGCCAUAACAUUUGGUCUAGUCAAUGUUGAGCUUCCCUUAGCUCAUUUGCUCUACCAUUUUGACUGGGGACUUCCUGAUGGAAUGAAGGUUGAUGAUCUAGACAUGGAUGAAAGUAUUGGAAUAACAGUAGGAAGGAAAAAUGACCUUUACCUGGUUGCCCCUGCAUAUUAUCCUUCCUGGAAUGAAUGA